Messenger RNA from Scleropages formosus (Asian bonytongue), 2205 nucleotides. It is a transcript of the gene matn1, whose product is annotated as matrilin 1. The record is from RefSeq and is a predicted model, not a curated record. Lineage: Eukaryota; Metazoa; Chordata; Actinopteri; Osteoglossiformes; Osteoglossidae. Gene Ontology annotation, molecular function: calcium ion binding. Bases 41 to 1525 code for a protein of 494 amino acids. The transcript is spliced from 8 exons.
CAGCGCUUUCACUCCCUCUGCCUCUCCGUGUGACUGAGCCAUGGCGGCCGGCUGGCCCAUCGGUGCCUCCCUGCUGCUCCUCUGCCUGCUGGGGGUCAGCGGCACCCCUCAACUCCGACACGCUGCCGCUAUCGCGGCAGGUCUCUGCAACACCAAACCCACGGACCUGGUGUUCAUUGUGGACAGCUCUCGCAGCGUGAGGCCUUCUGAGUUUGAGCAGGUGAAGGUGUUUCUGACCAAGGUCAUCGAGGGGCUGGACGUGGGCCCCAACGCCACCCGCGUGGGGGUGAUCAACUACGCAAGCCGCGUGAAGAACGAGGUGCCGCUGAAGACGCACCGUACCAAGGCGGCCCUGAUUCGAGCCGUGACGCGCAUCGAGCCGCUCUCCACAGGCACCAUGACAGGCCUGGCCAUCCAGUUUGCCCUCAACGUGGCCUUCACGGAGGCGGAAGGGGCACGCGUACGCUCGCCCGACAUCAGCAAAGUGGCGAUCAUUGUGACAGACGGCCGUCCCCAGGACAACGUGCGCGACGUGGCGGCCCGGGCGAGGGAGGCCGGGAUCGAGCUGUUCGCCAUUGGUGUUGGUCGCGUCGACAUGAACACGCUGAGGCAGAUUGCCAGCGAGCCCCUGGAGGAUCAUGUGGACUACGUAGAGAGCUACAGCGUGAUCGAGAAGCUCACCAAGAAGUUCCAGGAGGCUUUUUGCGGUGAGGUGUCGGACCUGUGUGCGACAGGGGACCACGACUGCGAGCAGGUGUGUGUCAGCACACCUGGCUCAUACAAGUGUGCCUGCAACGAGGGAUUCACACUCCUGGAAGAUGGCCGAUCCUGCAGCGCCUGCAGCAGUGCCGCCACCGAUGUCGUGUUCCUGAUCGAUGGCUCCAAGAGCGUGCGCCCUGAGAAUUUUGAGCUGGUGAAGAAGUUCAUCAACCAGAUUGUGGAAAAGCUGGACGUGGCGGAGGACAAGGCCCACGUGGGUCUGGUGCAGUACUCGAGCGCUGUCAGGCAGGAGUUCCCCCUUGGUCGCUACAACAGCAAGAAGGACCUGAAGGAGGCCGUGAAGAAGAUGGCCUACAUGGAGCGGGGCACCAUGACCGGGCAGGCUCUGCGCUACCUUGUGGACAACAGCUUCGCCCCCAGCCAGGGUGCUCGACCGGGCGUUGCCAAGGUGGGCAUCGUCUUCACCGACGGGCGCUCGCAGGACUACAUCGGGGACGCGGCCAAGAAGGCCAAAGACCAGGGGUUUCAAAUGUACGCGGUGGGCGUGGGCAACGCCGUGGAAGAUGAGCUGAGGGAGAUCGCGUCGGAGCCCAUCGGCGAGCACUACUUCUACACGGCCGACUUCAAGACCAUGAGCCAGAUCGCCAAGAAGCUGCAUGUCAACAAAUGUGAAGAGGAGAACCCUUGCGAAUGCGAUUCUCUCGUCAAGUUCCAGAAGAAAGUAGAAAAGGCCUUACAGGCGUUAACGAAAAAAUUGGAAAGUGUAACGAAGAGGAUCACAGCACUAGAGAACAAAAUCGUCUGAGGGACACGUCCUUCGCUUCCUGGGUCCUUUGGCCCCACCCAGUCUUCUCUUUUUUUUUGUGAACAACUCCUGUAAAAUAUUGAAGCCGAGCCCAAGGGCUCUCCAGUUUUGCCCCUUACCGCUUGCUGACCUCUCCCCUGCCUCCCUCUCGCUUCUCUAAGUUCAGGUAGUUGUGCUUGUCCAUCGCCGCUCUCCGUGGAGACGGAGAACUGAUCGCCACGGAGACCCUGAGCGCGCAGGUCCCACUGCCAGACUGCAAAGACAUGUCCUCCCCACCUGGGUGUACCGCCGCUGGCUCUUUUUUCUUCUUCAUCUUCUCCUUUCUUUGCUGAGCCCCUUUCUCACAUAAAUUUUAUAUAAAGCUAAUUUAAUAUAAGAGUGGACUUUACAAGUAUAUAUGUGCUCGUGGUCUUUUUCUUAAUGGAAAGAUGUCUUAGCAGAGCGACCGGAAGCAUGUGCUGGUGCAUGUACGUACAGUGUCGAGUGGACACGGAUGUGUGUGACUCCACACGAGGAGGAGAUGGAGCCCGCAGGACCGCUCACAGUCCUCACACCCCGCGCAGCUCUACCUGGCUGCGACAUGAUGCUGCCCCCCACACACCCCACACACACACACACACACACAAACAAACACACAUACAUUGCUGAGUCUGGGCAGUGAGGCCUAGGGUAUUUCACUG